Capronia coronata CBS 617.96 is the source of this 777-nucleotide messenger RNA. RefSeq lists its product as uncharacterized. The transcript has 2 exons. The coding region runs from base 1 to 777 and encodes 258 amino acids. The record is from RefSeq and is a predicted model, not a curated record. NCBI's taxonomy places the organism in Eukaryota, Fungi, Ascomycota, Eurotiomycetes, Chaetothyriales, Herpotrichiellaceae.
AUGGUUCGAAAUCUGGAAUACCCCAAAAAGCCCGAGAAUACAGUCAAGCGAUACAACAGCAGAGCAACCUAUGACCUAGGCGCCAUCCAUUCCAUCAUCAACACGACUUCUGUCCUCCAUGUCUCCUUCGCCCCCAGCGCCGACCAGCCCUUCCCAGCAAUCCUCCCCAUGAUCGGGGCCAUGGGAUCCUUCGAGUAUCCAUCCUCCGGCCUCGACGAGCCACUGGACUGCUAUCUCCACGGCUACGUCAGUUCGCGCCUGAUGCGUCUGGCACGAGAGUCUCCCGACGGUCUCCCGAUCUGCGUCGCCGCGACCAAAGUGGACGGCUUCGUGCUGUCGCUGACGCCCAACUCACAUAGCUACAACUACCGCUCGGCCGUGCUGCAGGGGUACGCCAGACUCGUGGAGACGGCCGAGGAGAAAGUGUACGCCAUGCAGCUGAUCACCGACAAAGUGGUGGCCGGGCGGUGGGAGAAUACCCGCGUCCCGCCCGACAAUGUCGAGAUGACCUCGACCACGAUUCUCCGAGUCAAGAUCGAGAGCGGCAGUGGCAAGGUCCGCCAGGGUGGUCCGCAUGACGAGCCGAAGGAUCAGACCAGAGACGAGAUCACCGACAAGGUCUGGACCGGCGUCGUGCCCGUGUAUGAGGCUCUCGACGCUCCCGUACCGAGUGCGACGAAUAAAGUCGCGCAGAUCCCGGCGUACCUGGACCGUUAUGUGUCGGAGGUGAAUCGGGGGAAUCGCGAGAUUGCGCUGAAUGCGGUGAACGAGCCCUGA